GAGCUGGGAAAACAACUCUUCUAAAUUACAUACUGACAGAACAGCAUAAUAAAAGAAUAGCAGUUAUUCUGAAUGAGUUUGGAGAAGGGAGUGCCUUGGAGAAAUCGCUGGCAAUCAGUCAAGGGGGAGAACUCUAUGAAGAAUGGCUGGAGCUCAGAAAUGGCUGCCUGUGCUGUUCAGUAAAGGACAAUGGUGUGAAGGCUAUUGAGAACCUGAUGCAAAGGAGGGGAAAAUUUGACUAUAUAUUGUUAGAAACAACUGGUUUGGCAGAUCCAGGAGCUGUGGCCUCCAUGUUCUGGGUCGAUUCUGAGCUGGGAAGUGACAUCUAUCUUGAUGGUAUUAUAUCUGUUGUUGAUGCAAAGCAUGGACUGCAGCACUUGACAGAGGAAAAGCCAGAAGGCCUUGUCAAUGAAGCAUCUCGGCAGGUUGCAUUAGCUGAUCUUAUCAUCAUCAAUAAAACAGAUUUGGUUUCAGGGGAGGAAUUGAAUAAAGUCAGAACAUCUGUCAGGUCAAUAAACGGACUUGUUAAAAUUCUAGAGACACAAAGAUCAAGAGUUGAUCUCUCCAAUGUGUUGGACCUGCAUGCUUUUGACAGUUUAUCUGGAAUAAGUUUGCAGAAGAAGCUUGAGCAUGUAAAGGCCACACAUGCACAUCUAGAUAAGGUAAUUCUCAACAAUACUGCUUAA
Leptosomus discolor (cuckoo roller) is the source of this 686-nucleotide messenger RNA. NCBI's taxonomy places the organism in Eukaryota, Metazoa, Chordata, Aves, Leptosomiformes, Leptosomidae. The record is from RefSeq and is a predicted model, not a curated record.